UUUGCUCUCUGUUGAGUGUUGUUUUCAAUAUUGGUCUUGGUUGUUGAAUGUUUUGAGGUUGUGAACCCAGUACAUUACUACUUCUUGCUCAAGUCUCAAGUGUUUGCUUUGAACUUUAUAAAAUAUGUGCUAACUAUUCUGAUAACGUUUUUGUUUAACGUCAUGGUUAACUCUCAUCCCAAAUGUGAGGUGAUGAAGUAUUUUUUCCCUUGAAGUUAUCUACUAUAAUUAAAAAUGCUAAUGCAUUGUGCCGAGUCAAAUAGACUGGAAGACUGAUAAACAGUUAUUCUACUCUCCACACGGAAAUUCAUUCGUAAAUGCUAGCCUUGAAAGUGAAAGACAGCAUAAGCUUAACUGUAGAAGUUAUAUAGGUACCGUAUUGUAUUGCAUUGAAAAAGUAUUUUGGCUUUUUAGGAACCAUGGAAUUGAAAUACUUAUCUCUUUCCGCAAAUGCGGUAUAUAUAAUGGGCUUUUUCCUGUUAAACUCGAGCGUUUGUGGAGAAAGAAAUAGGAUUUUCAAUGAUCCACAGCAAAUAGGAGACGCUGAUCUAGUUACUUGGUCCGGCCUAUCCAACGAAGAUAGAUUCAAAGACAUUCUAUCACAUAUUUUGAAACCAAGAGUGGUGGGAACAAAAACACACAAGGAAGUUCAAAAUGUGAGAAUCAUCGACUUAUUAUUUAUUAUGGUAUAAUUUAUUAUAAGAGUUUUAAGUUAUGUCCUUCCAAAAUCACUAAUGGUCCGGACCAAACACUGUAGGUCCAUCAUCUUUUCCCACAGUUUGGUAAAACUAGACUAAACUUCGAUUUUAACUGCGUUAUGUCAACAUUUUGUUUAUAAUGCGAUACAU
Molecule: messenger RNA, 848 nt
Organism: Nilaparvata lugens (brown planthopper)
Lineage: Eukaryota; Metazoa; Arthropoda; Insecta; Hemiptera; Delphacidae
Exons: 2
Coding region: 420-692 (90 amino acids)
Source: RefSeq, a predicted model, not a curated record